AUGGCCUCUACAUCGAACCAGUCCGUUUACCGGGCUACCACCACUGCCCCGGUCAACAUUGCCGUCAUCAAGUACUGGGGAAAGCGUGAUACCACUCUCAACCUGCCUACCAACUCUUCCCUCUCGGUCACUCUCUCCCAGAAAUCUCUCCGCACCCUGACCACCGCCUCCUGCUCCGCCAAGUACCCCUCUGAGGAUACCCUGAACCUGAACGGCAAGCCCCAGGAAAUCCAGUCCUCCAAGCGCACUCUCGCUUGUCUUUCCAACCUGCGUGCUCUGCGCAGGUCCCUUGAGGAUGCCGAUGCCUCAAUCCCCAAGCUCUCCACUCUCCCCCUCCGUAUCGUCUCCGAGAACAACUUCCCCACUGCUGCUGGUCUUGCCAGUUCCGCCGCUGGCUUCGCUGCCCUCGUUCGGGCUGUCGCCAAUCUCUAUGAUCUCCCUCAGUCCCCUCGCGAGCUCAGCCGCAUUGCGCGCCAGGGAUCUGGUUCUGCCUGCCGCUCCCUGAUGGGCGGUUAUGUCGCGUGGCGCACCGGUGAGCUCGUUGACGGUAGCGACAGUCUCGCUGAGGAGGUUGCCCCCGCUUCUCACUGGCCUGAGAUGCGCGCCCUGGUCCUGGUCGUCAGCGCCGAGAAGAAGGAUGUUCCUAGUACCGAGGGUAUGCAGACUACCGUCCACACUUCAGACCUCUUUGCCACACGCGCCGAGGCCGUCGUUCCCCAGCGUAUGGAUGCCAUUGAGGCUGCUAUCCGUGAUAAGGACUUCCCCAAGUUCGCUGAGAUCACUAUGCGUGACUCCAACACCUUCCACGCCACCUGCCUUGACUCCUGGCCCCCUAUUUUCUAUAUGAACGAUGUCUCCCGUGCCGCUGUUCGCCUGGUGCACGACAUCAACCGCGCUGUCGGCCGGACCGUCGCCGCUUACACCUUCGAUGCCGGCCCGAACGCCGUCAUCUACUACGAGGACAAGGACUCCGAGCUGGUCGCCGGCACUGUCAAGGCUAUCCUUGGUGCCAACACCAUUGGUUGGGAGGGUGCCUUCUACGAGAGAGUGGCCAAUGUCACUGCCCCUGGCGUUGCUCUUGAGAACAUUGACUCUCGUGUUCUGGAUGUUCUCAAGGAUGGUGUCAGCCGUGUCAUUCUGACCGGUGUUGGUGAGGGUCCUAUCACUGUUGAGGACCACCUUGUGACUGAGACUGGCGAGAUUGUUUCCCAGUAA
Penicillium atrosanguineum is the source of this 1215-nucleotide messenger RNA. It is a transcript of the gene mvd1, whose product is annotated as diphosphomevalonate decarboxylase MVD1. The record is from RefSeq and is a predicted model, not a curated record. Gene Ontology annotation, cellular component: cytosol. The transcript has 2 exons. The coding region runs from base 1 to 1215 and encodes 404 amino acids. Gene Ontology annotation, molecular function: diphosphomevalonate decarboxylase activity; ATP binding. Gene Ontology annotation, biological process: isopentenyl diphosphate biosynthetic process, mevalonate pathway; isoprenoid biosynthetic process. Lineage: Eukaryota; Fungi; Ascomycota; Eurotiomycetes; Eurotiales; Aspergillaceae.